Messenger RNA from Daphnia magna, 1951 nucleotides. It is a transcript of the gene Cluap1, whose product is annotated as clusterin-associated protein 1. Lineage: Eukaryota; Metazoa; Arthropoda; Branchiopoda; Diplostraca; Daphniidae. Gene Ontology annotation, biological process: cilium assembly. The transcript is spliced from 9 exons. The coding region runs from base 489 to 1811 and encodes 440 amino acids. The record is from RefSeq and is a predicted model, not a curated record. Gene Ontology annotation, cellular component: cilium; centrosome; intraciliary transport particle B.
CCCAGUAAAUAACUUUAAAACUAUAGUUUUGGUAAAUGAGUUGUUAUUUGAACACAUGUUUUAGACACAAGUUUUUAACGACAGUUUCAUUAAUAACUCAAAGUUGAUACAUGUGUGUGUGUUUUUUUAUUAAAUAUAACUUUUCAAUUAUUCGUUCCCUAAAUACAGUAACAAGGUUGCUAUGGAGACAUAGACAUAGUACCAUGCUUUGAAAGAAAUAUUACUUAAUGCUCGCAUAAUUCUGCUUAAUAUCUAAACCGAUUUCAGUUGUAUCGUUUCUUCAAACAAGAAACAACAGCUACAUCAUUUAAUAAUCUGAAGGAGGAUAUGAGUCUAGCACUAGGUGUUUCUGUGUUAAGAUGAAUUUCAGUUGUUGGCUCCCUCAAUACAGUUGUCAUGGGUUGUCAUGGAGACAUCGUUCUAUGCUUUCAAACAAAUCCGCCCAAGCUCAUGGUUGAUCCAUCUUAAAAACGAAAAAGAUUUCAAACAUGUCAUACCGUGAAGUAACAGAUUUUAUUGACAAAAUGUGUUUACUGGGCUAUCCGCGCUUAAUUUCUCGUGAGAAUUUUCGAUCGACUAAUUUCGGAUUGGUAGCAGAGAUAUUGAACUGGUUUUGUCAAAAGUUGGAUACAAACAAUGGAAUAAAUUUUCUUUUGGAAACUGAGCAAGAACGUGUGGUCUUCGUGAUAUCUGCUGUCAAAUUUCUGAAUACCAAGCUACAGAUAAAACUAAAUCCCAAGCGACUUUACCAAGCGGAUAACAUAGCGGUAAGAGAACUUCUCAAUGUGGCAACUUUUUUCUACGAGGCGAUGCAGCUUGCCCGUAAUGGUGGCGACGAAGACGAGCCAUCUCUUUAUGGAUUCAGCGGUCAGGUACAGAAACCCAACUGGUUAAAGAAAUUCUAUUUCUAUUGUUUCUAUUCUCAGUCAGAAGACGUUCGUGAAAUGCGCCAACUUGCGUCUGAGAUCACAUCAAAAGGCGCUUUGAUUCAUGAUUUUUUAGGGCAAGAAUCUCGAAUGAAAUAUCAGCGAGAUCAAGUGCUACAGCAUACCUACGAACUCGGGCAAAUUGAAUCUGCAUUGCAAAUCAAAAUGAAAAAAAUGGAGGUGAAAAUUACUCAAAAGCAAGAGGCCAUUGAUAGUAUAUCUAACACCGAAGCAUCGCUGGACCAAAAAAUUGACAAAAAGAGUCAAGAACUUCAGCGUCUCCGCAAACGUUUGGAAACGAUGAAAAAUAUAAGGCCACCUUUUAUGGACGAAUUCGAAAAGCUAGAAGCAGAACUCAGACAAUGCUACGAAGAAUACGUUAGCAAAUUUCGUUGUCUUUCGUACCUUGAUGGGCAAUGGCAGGAACUUGAGAAAAAUGAACAGCAGGAACUUGAAGAAAGACAGGCUGCCGCCCGGAAGAUGGCUGAGCGUCUAAGACAGGAAGAAACUUUGCAGGCUCUUGAAGCUGCUGUGGGUGGCACGUGGGAAGGGGGAAAAGAUUUUGAUUUAUCUAGUGAAGGAUCGCUGGAGAGCCCAAGUGACAAAGAACGGAAUAAAUCUGAUUCGCGGCCACGAAUUGGAAGUCGUCGAAUUGGUGUCAAGAACGAUAAUGAUCUUCUCAACAGUGACACGGAGGAUUCUGAUUUAGAGGCGGAAGAUCCACAUCUUGAAGAAGGUUCUUCUGACUCGGACGUUACCAUAGACGAAUGGCAAAACGAAUCUCGAGCAUGGCAGGUCGGUCCAGGAAAUAGCAACCGAUCGAAAGCUAGGAGUGAACCACUAAUCAAACCUAUUCUUGCAAACGUAUCUGAAGAUGACUUUUAAACGAUGAUUUUAGUAAUUAAUUAAAAUACUACAAAACAGUCAACACAUCCAAAAUCGAUUUUCAUUGUUUUCCUUUUUAAAUCGUAGUUUUAAUUUUUAUAUUUUGUCUAAUAUAUAUCAAUUCCAUUCAUGCCACUAAA